AUGUCACAAUUUUAUCAUGUUACGACUCAGCGCUCGACUUCUGUUACCAAGGCUCUCACGGGAAAUUUUACGGGUCCCAAUGACCUUAAUCUUCUUAUCAUCAAAAAUUCGUAUCUGGAACUUUAUGAUGUCACAAUUGAGGGUCUGAAGCUGAUACAUGACGUGCCGUUGAAUGCCAGCGUUCUUACUGCUUUGUUUUUUCGUCGAAAAUUUUGCAAGCGUGAUGCGCUAUUCGUGCUUACUCACAAAGCCGACAUAGCCAUUAUAGAAUGCAAUCGUAAGAAUGAAUCAAUAGAAUUCGUUACAGUCAUGUCGGCAAGCAUUGCUGACAGUGCUGCCCGUAUGCUGGAUCAAGGCUUCGAUGCUCUUGUAGAUCCCAGUGCUACUUACAUUGUGAUCAGAAUGUACUAUGGAAUGCUGAAGCUUGUUCCGAUUGCCAAUCUUUCUGAACCUCGCGACCCUUUAAGCAGAGUUGAUCAGCAAGCAAUGCCUAUAAGUGUCAGGAUUGAAGAGACGCAAAUUGUGGAUAUGGUCUUCUUGUGCGGUUACACAGCGCCCACUUUUGCGCUGAUUUACGAGGAUGAUAUGGUAGCCUCAAUAAAGAUGUAUGAUAUCUUUGGCAAAGACCCAAUCCUGCGCUCUGUGCCUGUAAAUGUUGACUCCAUCGAAACCAGCUCAAAGAUCCUCAUCCCCGUUCCAGCUCCUUAUAGUGGCUUUAUCUUAGUAGGCGACAGUAUUAUUUGCUAUCACACUCGGGAGACCUUUCACAUCUCUCAGUACAUACCUCAAGCGCAGAACAGCCGUAUAGUCUGUUAUGCCAAGGUGGACUCAAGGCGCUACCUCCUAGGAGAUAUAGCUGGCCGUCUUUACAUGGUUCAUCUAUUGCCACAGGAUGAGAAAACUAUACGACCCAUUCCAUCUACAUCGCGCGAUAUGACUCACGCUAAUCCACGAAUCGGCUCCAUACGUAUUGAACUCCUCGUUCGUAUGUUAGGUUUUAUUGGUUAUUCUUCCAUUGUUCAUGUUCCAGGCGAGACGGCCAUUCCAGAGUCCAUAGUUUAUCUCGAUAAUGGUGUGGUUUUCAUCGGUUCUUACCUGGGCGAUUCGCAGCUGAUCCGGUUAAACCCGGAAAUUGAUCCCAAGACAAAUAGCUACAUUACGAUCCUUGAAGAGUUUACAAACAUUGGUCCCAUCGUUGAUAUGGUCUUCUUCGAGAACGAUGGUCAGAGUCAACUUAUCACCUGUUCCGGUUGCUAUAAAGAGGGCAGUCUGCGUAUUAUUCGAAAUGGUAUUGGUAUUCAGGAACGUGCCACCAUUGACAAAGAAAAUCUCAAAGCGGUGUGGUGCUUCCCACUCGAAUCUGAUACCUACGAUGAUUCCAUCAUCGUGUCUCUAAUUGGUCGAUCUCAACUUCUGCGUUUAGUAGGGGAUGAUUUGGACCAACUCAAGUUGGAGGGUUUUAAUCUUGGAGAACAGACCCUUCACUGUGAUGUGGUCUAUCCAAUUGGUUACAAACAGAAACCGAGGUCUCUCCUUAUGCAGGCAACCACGUACGGCCUGCGACUCAUCGGUAUAGGGGAUCUUUUGGGUAGGGGAUGCUUGGCAAAGUGGCGUUCUCCCACCGACAGAUCAGUUUCCUCUCUCGCCUCGCGUGGUGACUAUGUUGUAGUAGCCAGUGGGUCGGACCUGUUUGCUCUUCGUAUAACGGGAACUCCCGAGGCUCCAGAAUUCACACAAAUUGGCAAUGCGACUCUCCCGCAUGAGGUCGCAUGCGUUGACCUCACGCCUUUCGAUAGAUCGCUUGCUGCUAAAGCGGCCAUUUACUCUGCGGCUUUUCAAUCACCCGUGAACAGCAUCAAAUCCUCUACCAGGAGCAGCAACGGUGAUGAUGAGGCGAUGGAUUCCUCUUGUUCUGGGGAUCCACUUGAUAACUUAGAGCCUGAAUACGUGGCUGUGGGAAUGUGGAUGGGCUAUGGGGUCGCUCUUCUCAAACUCCCAUCGCUUGAGGUUGUUUGUACAGAACCUCUACCCACAAUGGUCCCCACAUCGGGCAUUGCCAUCUUACCACGCUCCAUCACUAUUGCGCAGUUUGAAGGACUCGCAUAUCUCUUUACUGUCACUGGGGAUGGUUCUUUGUACUACUAUAAUCUGGACUGUUCUACAGAAAACAUUGCUAUUCGUGAAGCAAAACGCCUAAAUGCGGGAACAGGAUCUCAAGUGCGUCUUACCCAAUGGCGCUCACACGGCAAAAGGAAUGUCUUUGUUUGCUCAAACCGCCCUUGCAUUAUCUACUCCAACCGACAUAAACUCGUUUUUUCCAGCGUGAACAUAAAGGAGGUCUCCUUUAUGUCUCCUCUAAACGGGUCUUACUACAAAGAUUGCAUUUGUAUGGUGACGCCAUCUGGGCUAAUAAUAGGCUCGGUGGACAAUAUCCAGAAGUUGCAUGUACGUCGGGUCGCUUUAAGCGAAUCCCCUCGCCGUCUGGCUCUGCAGUCAGAAACAAAUAGCCUUGGUGUGAUAUCAUGUCGUCGUGAGGUCUUUCAAGAAGGCGUUGGGUUCAAACCCAUCCGAACUUCUGCCUCUCUGUCCCCCAAGGUGCCCAGGUCUUUCAGUUCCACACCCAAAUCUCUCGCUUCUUCUUCGAACCCGGAAAAGUGUACCGACAUUGAGGCGUCUUCGUUGCUGAUCUAUAACCAAAGUAAUAUGGAGCUCCAAUACGUCCACACCUUUCAUUACAGUCAGAUUGUCGUAGAGACAGCUAUGAGUAUCGGUUCAGUGAAUCUGGAUGGUGGUUCGGGCGCCCUCUUUGCUGUGGGCACAGCCCUCAUUGUCAAAGGAGAGCAUGAUCCUAAAAAGGGUCGGAUUCAUCUCCUCCGCUGGAAUCCUGCAUCUUCAAAAUUGGAUGUUGUUUUCACCUACGACGUUCCUGGUACCGUUUUUCGGGUUCGGUUGCUUGAAUUUAAUGGAGACAAUAUUCGUCAAGAUUCGAUCUUCAACGACAACAUAAUGUCUCUAUACUUGCGAACGAAGGGCGAUUACGUCCUCAUUGGUGAUUUGAUGCGCUCCUUAUGUCUCCUCCUCUACAAACCCAAUCGAAGCAAUUUCGAGGUGAUCGGGAGACACCAUUGUCCACGUUAUACAAGUGGAAUAGAGAUAAUCGAUGAUGAACACUUUCUCUCGGGCGACGCGGACGGAAAUAUCCAUGUGCUGGGACGUAAUCUCCCGGGCAACACCGAUGAGCCUGUGGUUCCGUCACUUCGUGUCACUGAGACCGCUAUCAGUCCUACCCCUCUUCCCGUCCCUGCGCCUACUCCCAAAUCAGCUGCUGAUGCGACUGACGUCACUGGUUCUGGUGAUGCAGCGGAUACUGUCUCUACCAGUGCAAGCACUUCGGCUACAGAAACAACGCCAGCACGAGAUUCAGAAGAACAACCGGGUGCUCCGUUACAGGCACCAGUCUCACCAUCUUGCGGCCUUCCACGAUGUUCAUCGAAUGACGGGAAGGCCUUGGUGGAUUGCGCCUAUAUACAUACUGGUGAAUCCAUAAAUGUUUUCGUCAGAGGAAACAUGAAUACCCUAGGUGCAGAUAGGUGGUCAGCAAUCGGCGAAACGCACAACAUGUACGGCUCGGCGCAGGGUUGCUUGGGUCUAGUGGUUCAUCUGUCGCCCAUUCUCUUCGCUUUUCUCAAGGAGGUGGAGUCGCGAUUGGCCCAACUAAUUGUACCCGUGGGAAAUUUCUCACAGGAAUCCUGGCGUUCCUGUAAGGACUGUCUAUGGACGGUUAGGGUGGCGCACAAUAUCAUCGAUGGGGAGCUGAUUGAGAACUUUCUAGAUCUGAGUUUGGAAGAUAAGAACAAGGUCGUCCAGGGACUGAAGAUUCCCGCUUCGAUGGAAGACUUUGGGACGGCGGGGCUGUCAAAGUUUAACGAGAACGUGGAAACCAAGGAAUGCACCGUUAAUGAUCUGAUGCGAGUUGUUGAGGAGCUGGCAGCUCUACAUUGA
Molecule: messenger RNA, 4002 nt
Organism: Hydatigera taeniaeformis
Lineage: Eukaryota; Metazoa; Platyhelminthes; Cestoda; Cyclophyllidea; Taeniidae
Source: the annotation of a GenBank genome assembly